Daphnia magna is the source of this 1275-nucleotide messenger RNA. RefSeq lists its product as uncharacterized. NCBI's taxonomy places the organism in Eukaryota, Metazoa, Arthropoda, Branchiopoda, Diplostraca, Daphniidae. The coding region runs from base 14 to 1036 and encodes 340 amino acids. The record is from RefSeq and is a predicted model, not a curated record. The transcript is spliced from 5 exons.
UUUGGUCCUAAAAAUGUCUGGACAUGAGGCGUACUUAGAGGUUUUAAAUAGUCAGACACCUUUAACUCUGAGCUACGGGAAUUUAGGAAAUCAAAGACGACGUAAUUCGCGGACAGCUACUUCUCCUUCGGGAAUAAACAACGUGCUAGCUGACGCCAGAACGAAGCUCUUCAGCUCAUGGAGGGACGGAAGUACCCAGGGUUUUCUGUUUUACACUAAGCCCACACAGAAAAGGCAACCAAACAAUUUUUGGUUUAUUGGGCCAGAUGCAGAAAACUUCAGGGACUGCACUGGUUGGGAUGAUGGAAAUGGUGGAGGCUUAAGGAGUAUCAUCGAGAAACUAUUCUGUGGCUGGAAAGCAAGAUCCCCCGAUGCACUUCAUGUGCCAAAAACAAAAGUAGUUCCUAAUCAAGAACCAACAUUGGACAUCACAGGAGAAACAGUUGAUGUUCUCGACCACAUUUCAAUCACCAAUGCAGCAAGCAUUGCUGUUGAACGAGCAGAAUCCUUAGCUGCCAAAAACUUAUUGUCAAUGCAAAAACAGCCAAGAUGGAGCACUAUGUCUGCAACUGAAAGGGUUGCUGCAGUAAGUAAAAGGUAUCUUAAGAAGAAAACCCGUCUUGCUCAAAUGGAUACUUCCAUUAGGGAACAUCAUUCCCCAGACCCGGGUCUUUCACAUUUCCAAGAUUUGCCCUCAACAUCUGGAAGUUUUAGUGUCUAUCCGUCCCCCUCAAAGUCUUCCACGCCAGAUGCCAUUUCACCUCAACUAACCCGAUCUUCAUCAUCUGUAAAUUAUGCUCGAACUACUAGCAAAUCACCUUUUAAAGUGACCCAGUUGGCAGGUGUUGGAGAGAACCAACUUGAAGAUAUGGGAGCGACUAAACGAAGGCUAUCUAUGCCUUGCCAAAGCGAUCGACCAUCUGUUCUUACUUACUCCGAUCAUCGAAUCGAGCGCAGCUCUAUUCGUGUCCAGCUCAGCCCAAAGUCAAACCUUUUUUUUUGCAGUUGUGGUCAUGGCCAUUUUGGAAACUCAUAAGAAGCAAACAAACAUCAGCAAGAUUAUUACAGCAGUGCAAACUGCGCGUAGGUUCCACGCGCAGUGGAACCUAAGUGUAUUCUGUAUAUAUUGUGUACCUUAAGUGUAUUCUGACACACAAGCCUAAUUUAAAAUUGCAAUUUGCCUGAAUGUUGAAUUAAUGUUUUUCGUUAAAGCAGUGACAUCGUGUUUAGUUUUCAUUCCUUAACAAAUAAAUUCAGCAAAUGGUUUUCUGUUUA